AUGGCCCCGGGUGAGGACACCUGGGUGGGGUCAGACCGGACGGUGGGCUGGGACCCCACUGAGGCUCGCUUCUGGGAUUCAGCUGGAGCCAUGGCCCAAGCAGCCGGUGGGGGGCCGGGGACCCGAACGUGCCCCCAGCUGCCGCCAUCGCCACCACCGCCCCCGCCCGAGGAGGGGCGUGGGGAGAGGCUGGUGGAGCUGCGUGCCUCGUUGAGGGAGCUGGUCGCCACCUUCUGCACCAACGGCACCAUCCACGGCGCCAUCCGCCUUGUGUGCUCCAGCCAGAACCGCCUCAAGACCGCGUCCUGGGGGCUGCGGCUCGCGCGGGCCCUGGGCGUGCUCUGCUGGCAGCUCGGACUCCUCUUUGGGCAGUACCGGUGCUACCCGGUCAUCAUGACGGUGUCCGUACACUCGGAGGCAGCGCAGCGCAAGCUCUUCCUGUCGGUCACCCUGUGCGACAUGAACCUGCACUGGCCGCACCCAGCCCGCCGCCCCCUGCGGGCGCUGGACAACUUUGCCCGGGAGAACAUCUACUCCUUGUGUGGGUUCAACUUCAGCAACAGCGAGGACGCCCCGGGGGCCGAGUGUAACAGCGCCGGUGGCGACUGCAUCCAGCAGGCCUACUCCUCCAGCGUGGUGGCCGCCUGGGAGUGGUACCGCUUGCACCGCGUGAACGUUCUGGCCUUGCUGCCUGCUGCCCACGAGGACGGCCACCACAGCCGCGGCAGACACUUUGUCUUCUCCUGCCCCUACAAUGGCCAGGGCCACCAGGCCCGUCACUUCCAGACCUCCCACCACCCCAGCUACGGCAGCUGCUACACCUUCAACAGUGUCUGGGCCGCGCGGCACCCCGGCAUCACCCAUGCUGUCCUGGCCCUCGGGAUGAAGCAGCAGGAUCACCUCCUGCUGCCCACGGGGGCCGGCAUCAAAGUCGUGAUCCACACGCCCUUCCUGGAGCACCGGAAAAGUUUUUUAACUUAUGCAGACAAGGUGCACAGGCUCGGGAGCCCCUGUGGGCACUGCACAACAGCACGGGGGGGCGUGGACGUGCAGCUGCUGUACACCGUCUCCUGCACCAGGCAGGCCUGCCUGGUCUCCUGCUUCCAGCCGCUGAUGGUGGAGACCCGCUCCUGCGGCUGCUGCUUCAAGCCCUGGCCUGCGGGGGCCGAGGACUGCAACUCCGUGCGGCACCCAGCCUGGGGUUCCCCCACGACCCCCUCCCCAAGUCACUGCUUCCACUGCCUCUGCAAGGACCUGGAGACCCACCGGCUUCCCUGCGCCUCCCGCUGCCCCCGGCCUUGCAGGGGACCUUCAUGCAAGCUCUCCACUGGGACCUCCAGCUGGCCUUCCUCCAAGUCAGCCGUGAGUCCCGGAAGCCGGGUGAGGCCUCAUGGGCAGAGAGCCCUCCCCGGACUGACCUGUGUCCCCAAGGCCCUGCCCUCACACUGCCCCGCAGCGCCCGGGGAGGAGCCGCAGCCACAGAGCAACCUGGCCAAGGUGAACACCUUCUCCCAGGAGCUCAACUACUGCACGCACCCACGUGUGCCGCAGCUGCUUUCAGCCACGGGCAGCCUCUGGAGCCUGUGGUUCGGCUCUUGUGUCCUCUCAGUCGUGGAGAUGCUGGAGCUGCUGCUGGACGCCGCGGCCCUUGCCCUGCUGCUGUGCUGCCGCCAGCUCCGCGGGGCUCGGGGCCAGCCCAGGGCAGCCACGGGGGUGCCCGCUCCAAGCCAGAGGCCGGCUGGUGGCCGGGUAGCUGCAGGCAUGACAUCGAACGCCCGGGGGCCCAGCUCCACCUCCCAUGAUGUUGCAGGGGCUCCGGCAGGGGUCUUGGCUGGAGGUCAUCCCGGUGUGGACCCCGGAAACUCCUGA
This is a messenger RNA of Lipotes vexillifer (Yangtze River dolphin), 1869 nucleotides long. It is a transcript of the gene SCNN1D, whose product is annotated as sodium channel epithelial 1 subunit delta. The record is from RefSeq and is a predicted model, not a curated record. Gene Ontology annotation, molecular function: ligand-gated sodium channel activity. NCBI's taxonomy places the organism in Eukaryota, Metazoa, Chordata, Mammalia, Artiodactyla, Lipotidae. Gene Ontology annotation, biological process: sodium ion transmembrane transport. Gene Ontology annotation, cellular component: plasma membrane; sodium channel complex.